Capsella rubella is the source of this 990-nucleotide messenger RNA. RefSeq names its product NDR1/HIN1-like protein 1. The transcript has 2 exons. NCBI's taxonomy places the organism in Eukaryota, Viridiplantae, Streptophyta, Magnoliopsida, Brassicales, Brassicaceae. The coding region runs from base 172 to 792 and encodes 206 amino acids. Gene Ontology annotation, biological process: defense response to other organism. The record is from RefSeq and is a predicted model, not a curated record.
AAGGCUCCGUUUGUUCUAUGACUCUAUAUAUGUAUUACUAAACCAUUCAACUCCAUAGUAACUCUCUAUCUUUUUUUCUUUCUUUCUCUAUAACAAAACAUCAACUUCUCUGUCUCUCAACGCAACGCACUAAUCCUUAACCGCUGCGAAACGCUAAACGCAACAGCCGAAAUGACAGAGAAGGAAUGUGAGCAUCACCAUGAUGAAGAUGAGAAAAUGCGGAAACGCAUAGGAGCGGUGGUUCUUGGAUUUCUUGCAGCUGUUCUCUUUGUUGUUUUCUUGGUUUGGGCGAUUCUUCACCCGCACGGACCGCGAUUUGUUCUUCAAGACGCGACAAUUUACGCGUUUAACAUCUCUCAGCCAAACUAUCUCACUUCUAAUCUUCAGGUCACUCUCUCUUCUCGCAAUCCUAAUGACAAGAUCGGAAUCUUCUAUGACCGUCUUGACAUUUACGCAUCUUACCGCAACCAACAGGUGACAUUGGCGACUUUAUUGCCGGCGAGUUACCAAGGCCACCUCGAUGUAACGGUAUGGUCGCCGUUUCUUUACGGAACAACCGUGCCGGUGGCACCAUAUCUUUCGCCAGCGUUGAGCCAAGAUCUAACGGCGGGGAUGGUGCUUUUGAAUAUAAAGAUCGACGGUUGGGUUAGGUGGAAAGUGGGAACGUGGAUCUCCGGUAGGUACCGCCUCCACAUCAAUUGUCCGGCGUACAUUACGCUCGCCGGACAUUUUUCCGGUGACGGUCCGGCUGUAAAGUAUCAGCUUGUUCAGAGAUGUGCUGUUGACGUUUAAGCAAAGGAAUCAUCAUUAUUUCUUUAGAGAGACUAGACCACUUUUGUUGUGCUUUUUUAGUUAAAGUAAAAUUCUUGAAAAUAUUAUUAUUAUUAUUCAUAUAGAAUUAUCUCUUUUUUUUUUGUAUUUGCAUUUUGUAUUAUUCGGAUUUCAGUUUAACAUAAUAAUUACUAGGUCCAUUCCAUAUAAGUUUUCUAU